UGCUUGGCAAUGUCUUUGGCGGAAACCAUUUACGAUGAGCAGGCGCAGCUGUGGCAUGGACCCGAACGAACUGCAGCCUUUGAUGCAUCCAUAUCCAUAGCUGAGCAUAUAUACAAUGCACUCAAAGAGCAGCCCACUCAUACCUAUCAGAUCAAACAUGCUGCUGCUUCUAACCAAGUUGUAAGCAAAGCUCAAACCUUAAGCGCUGCCAUACGCUUGGCAACAUUCUUAGAAGCUGAAGGCUUAAGCCAUCAGCAUGUGGUGGGCAUCAUAGCGCGCAAUUCCCCCGAAGUAACUCAAUUGAUAUUCGCUUGUCUAUUUAAUGCUACGCCCUUUCAUGCAGUAAAUCCUGCGCAGGAUGCGCAUGCCAUAGCUGCAAUCUAUGCCAUCACCAAGCCUAAAUUUAUAUUUUGCAACGGCAAGGACUACAAGCGCAUAGCGCAAGCUACUAAGCAAUGGAAGCCUGUGAUUAUAGCAAUUGAAGAGCAAAUGCAGAAUAUUCUAGGCACAGCAGAGGAGAAUCAGCAUUAUAGUUGUGCAGAGUUUCACGCAGUCGUUUAUGCACGACUUCUUUGCUACUUUUGCAGACCGCAGCAGCUGGUGGAGGGCGCAGCGCAGAUCAUGGCCAUCAUAUGCAGCUCGGGCACCACAGGCUUACCCAAAGCAGUUACACUUACCAAUGCGCAGCUUUGCCAAGUGGCACCCUAUGGCAGCAGCGAUGAUGUCGUAUAUACAACAGCUGGCUACGACUGGUUAACGGGCAUUAAAACGCUGUUGGCCAAUACGCUGUACGGGGCCAGCAGCGUGGUUAGUAGCGCGGCUUUUAGCGUGCCCAGCAUACAGCAGCUAAUCAGGCAACAUAAGGUCAGCAUUUGCCACAUGUCGCAUUGGCAGUUCAAUGAGCUAUUCACAAGUGCGUUAGUUGAUCCUGCGGCACUUGCAAGUCUGCAGCUGAUUGUCUAUGGCGGUGGCUGGGUGGCGGCCAAGCUGGUGCAGCGUGCGCGCGAGCUGCUGGAGUCGACGCACUUGCUGGGCAUCUAUGGCACAACGGAAACGGAUAUUGUAGCUGUGUGUGUGAAUGCAACGGAAGACAAUUUGGCGGGCAUGCUGCUGCCUGGCGUUAGUUUGCGCAUUGUAAACGCUGCUGGCGAGAAUCUGGGCUUGCAUCAAGUGGGUGAAGUGCUGAUUAAAACAAAUCUAAGCUGGCGCGGCUAUUGCAACAAUGCGGCAGCUACAGCGCAAACUUUGGAUGCGCAGGGCUGGUAUCACAUGGGUGAUCUGGGCUACUUUGAUGAGCAGCAGUAUUUGUAUAUUGUGGAUCGCAAGAAGGAUGUGCUCAAGUUUAAGGGCAUGCAGUAUACGCCGAAUGAGAUUGAGCGCGUUAUUAGGCAGCUGCCGCAAGUGUUGCAUGUGUGUGUGGUGGGCAUGCGGCAUGAAUUGUACGGCGAUAUGGCGGGUGCUUUGAUUGUUAAGCAGCCGCUUAGUGCAUUGACUGCGCCACAGGUGGCGCUGCAUGUGGCACAAAGCUUGCCGCAGCAUAAGCAGCUGCAUGCGGGCGUUUUAUUCGUGCCACAAUUGCCGGUAAAUGCCAAUGGUAAGCUGCUCAGAGCUGUGGCCAAGCAAAUGUUUCAGCAACAGCAGCAGCAGCUGCUGCAAGCGAAGCUUUGACUAAACACACAUUUGUUUA
Messenger RNA from Drosophila busckii, 1687 nucleotides. RefSeq names its product 4-coumarate--CoA ligase 1. NCBI's taxonomy places the organism in Eukaryota, Metazoa, Arthropoda, Insecta, Diptera, Drosophilidae. The transcript has 4 exons. The record is from RefSeq and is a predicted model, not a curated record. Gene Ontology annotation, biological process: fatty-acyl-CoA biosynthetic process; long-chain fatty acid metabolic process. Bases 10 to 1668 code for a protein of 552 amino acids. Gene Ontology annotation, molecular function: long-chain fatty acid-CoA ligase activity.